AUGACUGACAUCCGCCAUUGUAUGAUGUGCAUUUCUAACUGUUACCUGUGGGGAGGUACAAAAAAUACUGCAUGUUCGAAUGUGGUUCAGUAUGAAACAGUAAAACAUUUCUAAAUUCAAUCUGAACAUGUAUGAACACACUUAUUUUGCCAGAUAGAGACACGUUUCUGAGUUAUGUGAAUUUGUCUAUAAUAACCUGUUACAGUUUUGUGUACUUGUGGAUUAUUAAACCACUGUUAGGACACUAGAAAUCUACAGUAUGCCUGAUGUUGAUCCAGCAUUGUGGAUAUCGUAAACAUAUUCCACAGGCUGUAUUUUGGCUACAUAUUGCACCACCGCCUUCAAUACAAACCCACAAUGUGUAUCCACGGCUGGCAGGUUUCCUGAUAUGAAACAGUGCACUGUGGCAGAGCAGGUACUCUCAGAUGUGGGAUGCUGAUGGAUCUCUUUAGCUUGGAAGUCAAGCAGAAAAAAUGUAGCGCAGGUGUUCAGUGGGAUACUGUAGCCUCACAUCCUGUGAAUUUCACACACUGCAGCAGCUUUAGACACGCCUCUUUUCCUUCAGGUGGCAAAAGACAGCUGGUGAGCCUGCCUCACCUGUCCUCUGCACAGUUUGAGCAGAAAUAAUACUGCCCAGUAUCUGACAAUGCUCGGCCUGGUCAUGGGAGCUGUUCAUACCACACUUGCACGAAAGAAUGACUACAUAUAUCUGCUAUAUUUUCAUGAACUAUAUUUUUCAUAUGUUUUGUAGUUGUUUUUUGUCAUUAGCCAUUUUUAUGAAUUAUUAUAGUUUAGACUCUUUGUAUUUGCUGUUGUUUUGGUGCUUCGGGGCCGCCGUAGCUUCAGAGUAUAUGGAUUUUUAAUCCUCUAUUAUUCCCUGAUUUAACACGAUGAAUAAGCUAUUCAAGUAAAAAGACACUAUUCACGCAGACAUCCUUCACUUCAAGAGGCAGACUGAUGAAAUAUAUGUUAAUGAUUUCGCCAUCAUUAUUUUUGAUGGCCUCUGAAUUAUUUUCUGAUCAUUUUACGGUCAACAUUACAGGGAUUUAUGAUCAUAAAUGUUCUUCCUUAAUUAAACUUUAUUUAUAUGGCACUUUUCAAACCGGAGAUGCAAUUCAAAGUGCCUCACAGAGGCUAAAAACAACAAUAAAGACAAAAACCCAACCCUUCCACCCACCCAUGGACCCACACACACAGAGACACACACCCACCCUCACAUACACACACAUACAACCGCACACAGUGUGAGAAUUUAAGAUAAAAUUUUCAUAAUUCCUUGAGCUGUGUCACCCCGCUGUAGUCCGUCAUGGACUGUGGCUAUGUGGCUAUAGAGUGGUGUUUAUGUUGAAGUUUGUAUAUGGCUCCUCAGACCGCUGUGUAUUGCUAUCGUGCCGUCGUCACUAAAGUUGGUAUUACUAGAGAAGCAAGCGGUCGGCAACAUUCAUCUCUCGGUGGGGGUGGGGUACCCUAAAUUAAUUUUUCACCGGAAUAUCCCUUUAAGGUAAAGUGAUCUAGUUGUUGUUCAAUGACUGCCAUAAAAUACAUCCAUUAAAGUAGGAGAAAGCAGGCUAUCGACGUGGAAAUGUUCACACUAAAUUAAUGAAGGUGAAGGUCGGUGUGAUGUGAAGCGCUACUUCGCCCUCUGCCCACAAAAACCGACAUAACCAUCACUCUCUCGGUACUAAAUGAAGCCCUGACGUUGGUCUCGGCCACAAACUCAAAAGAGAGCCCUUAAUUUAUCCGUGUGUAAACCCACACAGCAUACUUACCUCCAGGUCUACAGUCCUCACAGAAGCGUGAUAGCACAGAAUGAGCCACAUAUGACAGCUAUGUGACGGCAUCAUUACGCGCCGGAGGGACAUCCACUUUCAUAUUAGAUUUGUUAUACGGGGCUCACCGAAUGAGCGGGGUUUCCCUAUCUUGAAGUGACGGAGUAUAACUCAGGGUGGAUACGGAGGAAGCCAAACAACAAACCGAGCGCUUCUUCCUGAACGCGUAGGCAGUUAAACAUAAAACGAAAUCAUCCAGCGCCUUUGUUGUUGGACGGCAGAGAGGCGGCUGUAGCUAAAGUGGUCCGUUCAACGAGAGGAAAAUAUAUAUUUACACUGAAAUGAUCGGUGUUAUGUUCUGACGCAGCUCAAGUAUCCCGAAAGGGGAGGAUCUAUGGUUCAGUAGGUCGAAGAAUUCAUCCGCUAACAAAGAGGAAGUUUGACAGAUCGAGGAGGUAAAGUGGAAAUAUUGACGCUAGCUAACAGCUGGAGACGAGCUGUUUACUGUUCAGGGGGGAAUAUUCCUAUUAAUAAUCAUCAUAACUGGAUUUCACUGCUCUCGGUGCCUGAGAUUAGCUCAGUAUUUCACAGGUGAUUUUUGCCUGCUAAGAAAGCACAACCUGAGAGAUAGAGAUAGUUCAGUUACAGACGUGUGGGAAGCUAAGCUAAUGUUAGCUCAAAUAAACCAGAUGGCUCAAGUAAACCUACCAGAACUUGUUCGAAAAUCGAUAUUAAAAUCUUAUAGAGUACUUCUGUGAUUGUUUAUAUCUGUUUACUUCAUGCACACCUCACAUUCAGAAAGCGCUAAAAGAGUGUCGCGAUGGUUCAAUAAAGCGAUAAGGACUUUCUAGUGUGUUUGAUUGAUUAUAUCGCGAUAUUUGAAGGGGAACUGGUCAAGCUUGGUGUUUUAAAAUUGAGGAUGAUUAACCAGCCUGAUAGCACAUGACUGAAUCUUAAAAAUGUCUAAAUAAUGGUGGUAAAUACUAAGGUAAGACCACACAGGUCAGUUUUAACAUGACUAACACCUGAGCAAACUAAUGGCAUCAUCAUCGUCAUCAUCAUCAAAAACAAUCUGAGCUCCUUCACAUUAUAUUUCUGCACCUCUGUCUUAAAAGCUUUCAAGUAAAGGCACUCAACGGCUGCUUGAUUCGGUACCAUUUUACAGUCUGAUUCAUACAACACAAUAUCUGUGCUAUAAAUUCUACUUGUAGUUUAAUACUAUACCUAAUUUUAGGGCUGGGGGAUAUGGGAAAAAGUUUAUCACGAUAUAUUUUUUCAUAUCAGUCAAUAUCGACAUAUAUCAUAUUAUAAAAAGGGAAAUUUAACAGUUCUUAUUGGUAGCAUUAGGCCUGGACGAUAUAGAAAAAAAGCAUAUCGAUAAAAAAUAAAUCAUAUUGAUCGAUAUCGAUAAUUAUCGAUAUAAUUAUUAUAAUUAUUUAACAUAUAUUUUAAUUGCAGCCCUGGAUGUUUUAUGCUAUUGCUUAAUGACCUACUUUUAAUAAAGAACACACAAGCACUAAAAUCAAAUUCAAACCUUUAUUCAACCACCUUUUUAUUUAUUUUUUUACCACAACUGAAAGUUUUUUAAAAAAGAACUUAAAAAAAAAAAAAGAAAUCAACUUAAGUGGCCUGAGUGACGUCAGUAAAUACUGACAAACAUAGACUAAAGUGACCAGAAAAUCUGAUAAAUAAAUAUUUAAAUAGUCUUUUGAUGAAAAUAAACAAAACAAACAAAUAUAUAAAUAAACAGAAUAGCUUUAGGUGGGAAUAGCAUACUACCAGUUUUAACUGUGUGGGAAACUGCCCACAGCCUGGUGUCUCCCGGGGUCGGGAGAUUUCUUUUUUUUAAUUAUCAUAUGAUUGACUUAAUACGCAAACUGAGCACGAGAAGCAGGACUUAUCCACGCCGGUGUUGUGUCGUAGAAUGCACCCCUGCCGAACGCACCCCCUGCUAGUAGCCAUGAUCCAAAUACUCGCGUAUGAGCUCAUUUUCUUCCACUUUAAGAAGCUAAUGAGUGGACGGGAUGCAGGGGUGCAUUCUACAGCACAACACCGGAACGUAUUUCCUCCGCACCGUUCUCAGCUUUUCAACCCCUGACCCGUUUUCAUGCCUGAAGCGCUGUGUUUGAGGAAUACUUGCGGCCGGGCACUUCAUAUCGCGGGUCGAGAGUGGCUAGAAGCUGGUCGAAGCCAGGCUUUUCAACGGUAGUUAUUGGCAGCAUGUCACUGCAUGGGUGAUGUCCUUAUGCCGCUUGGACGCUUUGUCGUAUUUGGCAAGAAACGAAGUCCAGUUUGGUCUGCUUCACAUGCUUUGUGCUGGUGCUGGCAGCGGUUCCAGAGGAUUCCUCCUCCGACGACGUGGAGCCGCGGCGCCGCCGACACAGCUCGUACUCCUGCGGGUGCGAUCGGUUUAGAUGGUAGAACAAGUUGGUUGUGUUACCAGACUUGGUUUUUACUAAUUCUCUGCAAAUUUUGCAAACGACCGCUGUUCGCUUUUUGUCAGACUUGUAAAAACCAAAACAUUGCCAUGCUGGUGAACUACUGAAACCUUUUUUCGGGACAAUUUCCUCCGCUUCUCCGCUUCUAAUACACGUGCUGUCUGUUGUGGUUUGAGAGGGGCUGGGCUUGGUGCUGUAGCGUACCUGGGUCUGCGUUUGUGAUUGGUUGGGAGGAAGUAAUGACUGUAGUAAAAGCUACAUGAUAGGCUAUGAUGAAAAAGAAAGGGAAACUGUGUUUUUCUAUCGAACUUUUUAUCGACCCGUUUUUUUUCUAUCGCACCACACGUCUAUCGAUCGAUAUAUAUUGUUAUCGAAUUAUCGUCCAGCACUAGGUAGCAUGUCACCAAUGUUUUCGUGCCAGUGUUGUCGACAUUGUCAUCUGUUGAGCCUUCAUCUGCAUUUCUGCCGGGGGUAGCACUAAUUUUCUUUUUUUCUCACCAACAGUGCCAUCGGCUUCACAUGUUAAAGUGCUAUGGUUAUGUGUAGCUGCUGCCUGCUACUACGUUGUUGUUUGCUACUUGGUUCUAGUUCAGCACAUGAUUGGCUCAGCGCAAAGCGGACCCGGAGCAACUCCCCUUUUCAUUGGCUAUUCGUAUAGUCUACCGAAACAUGGCAAAAUGCCGACUAUCGGAAAGCAUAUUGACCAUGUUUCAUAUUGAUAUUUAGGGAAAUUAAUUUUCGAUAUAUCAUUACCGUUUUAUCGCCAGCCCUACCAAGUCUGAUGUAGCACGUAUCAGCAAGUUAACAAGGCAGUUUCAAAUACUUUACACAAGAGAUCAAAAGCACUUUGACAAGGAGCAAUACAAAAAAGUGAUUCCUUGUCUGGUCUGACAGAUGAAUAUCUCUAUGUGGUGAACAUGUAAGAGGAUGGGUUUGAUUGUAAAGCAGUGUCGGAGUCAGGGUUAUCAACUCAAAGGAAACCAUGUUGACUUAUUUCUGUCUUGUCUUUGUCUUCCUCAGAGUACACAUGUCGUCUGCAGCGGGGACAGUGGAAAAUGCCUCCAUUAUUUCAGAGAGUGUGGCCCAUGAUGGAAACCGAUUAUGGAUAGGCAACAUUGAUCCCAAAAUCACAGAGUGAGUUUCAUUUUAAUUUUAUGUUCUUUUCAGGUGUCCAUGUCUUCAGCUUUGUCUUCUUAACAGAGCUUGCAUAAAACAGUGUGAAAGUGUUUGUAGAAAAAAAAAAAAUGCAACUCAAUCAGCUGGUCGCAUUUGAACUCAUUCCUUAGGAGCGAAACUACCUGUGAAUAACAAAACGCACACAUCCGCUAACAGAAUCAGAUGCUGCUAGUGUCUUGCUGCAUCUGUCCAUGUUAUGAACAUGAAGCUUUGCGUUUUCACUUGCCUCAUGGCUCAGGCUCAUAGAGAGGCAGUGCAUUGUGCAUGCAUAUAUGAUUGAUGAACUGUGUGCAUAGUGUGUGUGUGUCGCAGGCUGAGACUGAGCAGACAGGGCUGGGUGUGUGAAAGAGAGGCAGCGAGGCGUGGAGACCUGCUGUGCGAAGGAGCAACCAUCAUUCCUCACUCACCUGCCCUGUUUACUCUCUCUGUGUCAACCUGGACCUGAUUGUGUGUGUGUCCAACAGUGUGUAUGUGUAUGAAUGUUAGAGUGCACAGUUUAUGUUAAGUUUGCAGCUGGUACGGGUGCUAGCCUCAACACACAGAGGUGUCUGUGUAUAUUAUUGUCUCACUUUACACACCAUCAUAGGUGCAUGCAAACAUCCCCUCUUGUUGCAUCUGUGCAGAACUCUUAACCUUUAAUGCGGAAAGCAGCACCCCUACAUAUAUUAUGAUGGAGAGGAGUCAGUGCUUUUGGGGGAUGAGGGGUGCGUUUUUGUGCCUGUGGGGGCUGCUGGAGAAUGUACAAGCUGCAGCUCUGGUGGGCGUCUAGACAGGCGUUUCCUUCCCCUCUCUCUGCUCUAACUCUCCUGAAAUAGCCCACCACCUCACAGCAUGGAGGGAAAAACAGGAGAAAUGCCUGUGGCCCCUGGUGCUGAUUGGGAAGAUUAAUUAGCUCCUGUGUAGCAUACGUAAUGCUCCCUCUAUCCCUCUGUUUGUCCUGGUAAGCCAAACCUGGGCUCUAAAAUGCAAGGUGCUGAUUCUUUGUACAUGAGAGCAAAUCACUGAAGACCACAACACAUUUUAAAAUUGAAUAUGAAAAGUCAACCGAACUGAUUUGAUAUUUUAUACAACAGGUUCACGGCCCAGCUGUCUAUUCAUUUCUUUUAUAAAAUUCAAAGUGCUGAUUAAUUCGUCAUAAGGUUUUCUUUCAUUUUUGAGCUCGGCUGCAAAAUAAAUGGCAGUUUCAUCUUUAUUAUGGUAUGAGCAGCCAUGAAAACCUCAUUCCUUCCAUCUGCAUCCAUUACAAUAAAUAACUAAAAAAGACAUUUAAGCAUACAAGCAGUAUUUUUCCCCUCUUUUAGUGUGCAUUUUUUAAGUUCUUGAUGGAGGUGGAGUAGAAACAUAGACAUUGUUUAAGAAAACAUGAAGUCAACUUGCAGUUUUGAGCUGAAAAUUGAUCAUUUAAUUGUAUAGGGGUAUUAAUUUACUGUCUUUAAAAAGGGUAUAAAUUAGGGCUGGGACGAUAUGCUUUUCUCCCGAUUCGAUUCUUCUGAGAUUUUUUUGGAUGCCCAUUCAAUUUAAAUUGCGAUUCUACGAUUUUCCUCUGCAUUUUUAACACCAGUGAAACAGUUGGAUGAUUAUAAUUGUCUUGUGACUAUUCCAGGAACCAUACUUCCCAAAAAAUACACAUCACAUGUUAGUCAGUUUUUAUGGUUUAUUCUUAAAUUGAAAAAAACAAAAUGAUUUUUGAACAUAAAAAUCAAUUUAAAAAUUGUAAAACAAACAAAAAAAAACCACGAUACUGAUGUGAAUCAAUUUUUUCUCCCAUAUUUAUCCCUAGUAUAAAUGAAAUAUCUAGUGUAAUAGUACCUCAUAUUUGGCCUAAAUGAGCUUACAAGAGAACAUGUUUGAAAGUUCUGCUGUUUUUUAGACAUUGUUGGAAAUAAAUUGGCUGCACUUUUCUGUUCUGUAAUGGUCCUCUGAGAGAAAAUUGAUUGUCAGCAUGUUUGUAUGUGUAGAAACGGUUAUGAGUGAUCUCCAGUUUCAAGAAAGUGUAACAGAUUCCUGUAAAAAGUCUUCAUAGUCCACACACGGGUGAAGUUCAAGUCCAAGUUUGUGAUCUUGAAGAAUGAGUUCAGCUUUUCUCUUCCAUCUCUGUUUUGCAAACUCAGAUUUUUUUCUAUUCUCGUUUUUUCCGCACACUGUAGCUCCACCACUCGCUCAGCAGAAAAAUGACAGAAUUGGCAUCAAGUAAAGAGUGACAUGCUUAAUUCUUGUCUUUUUCAAUUAUCUCCCCCUGAGUGAGUUUUCUUUAUAACACCCUGUCAGUUUUUUUUUCAUCUUUCUUGCCCUUUGCAGAGAGCAGAGGUCCUACAGGUGUAACAGGAGCUUUCAGCACGUAUUUAUGUUUUUGUGCUUUUGGCUUUUCAAAGAGGGAAUUUCUCAUUAGAGGUAAUCCAUCACCCUCUUCCUCUUUGUUGUCUCUCUGACCUUUGAACAUUCUAUGUUGCGUACCUGGAAAUUGUCAAGAUUUGUACGUGAAAGUUGAAGCCUCAGCUCCCUGUGUGCAGCUCUGAUGAAAUCAUUAAAACGAAAAAAGCUCCCUCCUUCUGGCUGAAGUUUUCCCUCUGACCUGCACUUUUCUGGUCCAGAUUUUUUGUCUUAUCUUUUUCUGGACUGGGCUCACAUCCCCUGUUUUUUUUUUCUUUCCUCUCAUACUCUUCCUCUAUCUCGCAUCCCUCCUACCUGGCUUCUCACCUUUGCAUCUUUUUUUGGCAUCUCUCUGCCACCAACAUCCCGUUUCUGAACUUUACCCCCCCUCUUUCCACCUUUCCCUCCCUUUCCUCCCACCUCCUCUUCUCCUCCUCUUCCUCCGGUAUUUUUUUACAGCCCCCAGGAGGAGCGGUCUAUUGUGGUUCAGCUCCAGAGCAUUUAAAAAUGUUCUUAGAGUGUCAGCCAUCUAAUACUUCACAUUUAUCUCAUGCACGUACACAAACAUUUUAAGAAGAAAUAAUUGAUGUAAGAAUCCACCAAGUAAAAAAUUUGUAGUUGUAUAUUUGUUCCCCCACUCACACUUUUUCCUUGGAUUUGAACCUGGGUCAAAGAAGCCACUUUCACAUGGGUAUUUUUCAGGGUGUUGUCUGGGAAAAGCAGAAAUUGUCUUGGCCUAAAGCCCUCCAGGGAGUCGUACAAUAGUGGAAGACAUUAGUGCGACCUGUAUCUAAGACACACACACUUCACCCUCCUUAUCCCCCACUGAGUCCCGUUUACACACAGAAAUGCACGCCUGCGCACAAACAGUCAUGUAAGGUGUGUCACACACGCACAAACUGCUCCAGGAUUAUAAAUAACAGCAUCUAAACAAUAAAAGUCUGAAGUAUUGAUUCCUGUUGAAUAGUUGUAAAGAACACCUGGGGUCACCGUGAGGCCUUCACGGUCACACAAGGUAGAAAUACCAGAACAGAAACACAGGAAGGUGAUUGUUGAUUUUGUUUGUCCGUAUGUUCUUUCUAGUAAUUGUUGACUAGUACACCUCUUUACUCAUCUAUCUAAGAUAUUGUCUGGUUGACUACUAAGGGUGGGAGGAAAAAUCGAAACAGCAUAGUAUCGCGAUAUUUUGUCUGGUUAUAUAUAAUAUCACCUCAUUUACCAAGUAUCUAUUUUUUUUUUAAACUAACUCUUAAUAUGAAGUCAGUUCUAUGAUAAUGGAAGAAUAAAAUCGAAUGUUUGCCCAGUUAGGUUGGCAGAGGGGACAUAAUAGGGCAGGAGAAAGGUAGUGCAACAAAUAUAGCAGCACCUGGGGAAAGACAUUAGGAACGCAAGCAGGGCGCAAAUGAGAUGGACCUGACACAUAAGGUUUGCAAGAUGUGCUACAUGAAAAUAAAAUACUGUGUAAAUAAGACAAAAAUAAAGGAAAGACAAAUGCUAAAUUAGCUUAACAGUUGAAAAAAUUGUGAAAAUAGCAAUAUUUUGAAUCACAAAAUGUUAAAAAUCGCAAUAAUAUUGUAUCAUGCCCCAAGUAUCGUGAUAAUAUCGUAUCGUGGCCCAAGUAUCGUGAUAAUAUCGUUUCGUUGCCCAAGUAUCGUGAUAUUAUUGUUUCGUGGCCCAAGUAUCAUGAUAAUAUCGUAUUGUAGCCCAAGUAUCGUAGCCCAAGUAUCAUGAUAAUAUUGUAUUGUGAUAAUAUUGUAUCAUGCCCCCAAGUAUUGCGAUAAUAUUGUAUCAUGGCCCAAGUAUUGUGAUAAUAUUGUAUUGUGGGCCAAGUAUUGUCAUAAUAUCGUAUCGUGCCCUAAGUAUUGUGAUAAUAUCGUAUCGUCGCCCAAGUAUCGUGAUAAUAUUGUAUUGUGGGGCCAAUGGUGAUUCCCACCCCUGUCGACUACUGUUUUGAAAAGCUCGGAAACUAGUAGUUGUCAUGGGAGCCCCGUUUUUAUGAGAAUAGAGAGAAAAGAGAGAAAAAAAGAGGGAAAGAGAUGUGAUGAAACGGAAAUGGAACUGUUCCGGCAAGAGUCCACCCCUGCAGGGCUUGGCUGUACCCUCUACCUCCCCCAUAUAAAUAAUACAUACCUCACAUGCUAAUAAAUGAACAACAGGAACACCAAAAAAAUCUGGUUUUCGAUGAACCAAGUGCUUGUACUGUUUUAAAUAGAGUUGAACUGUUUAAGUUAAAGUGGAGCAGCUCUGAUUAUGGGAAUUAUUGCAAUUGUUGUACUACUGUAUUUAAAAUGAUGAGGAUUUUAUUGAAUAAAUCUACAGGGUAACUUACUGUGAAAGAAAACCUCAGGUCAAUACAAACUGAUGUAGCGCACACACAAGAGCUGCAUCAGGUAAAAAAGCACCUGCUGCCUAACACGCAACUCAGCCGUUCCACCAGCAUCCUGACUGGACUGAACACACUUCACAGGUGACCCUGAACUCGUUGCUCUUUUCCACACAGUCACAGGAUUAUCUUUCCCAUGGCUAACCCUUAGUGCUGCAUAGCUCUUAAAUGAGCGCAUAUCUAUGUUCGCUCAGAGCCCACCAGUCACAGGCAGACCCGCACAGUGAGUGGAUGUUGUUUGUGCAGAGUGUGGUGCUCAGGGGGGAUUUGAGGCUUCCUCUAUUUUAUUCCCUCAUUGUCCUGCUACUGUAUCCUCAGCAUUGUCUCAGUGAGAGAUUUACUGUCUCUGCACCGCCACAGCAGCUGGCCCGCUGCUAAAAAGGUGUCAGGGAGAGAAAGCUGUCAUUCUCAUUAGCACACUUGACAGAUUCACAGAUUGUAAAUUUGCAAUACAGAGCGAUGAAUUGUGCAAUGGAAAUGUAAGAAAAGUGUAAAUUUGACUUGAUAUUAUUAAUAUUUACUCUUCAUUCUUCAUUUUUCCAUCCUUUGACCCAUCCUUGUCCUAUCUUUCUUUGUGUUCUCUCUUUGACAUGGUCCCUCUCUUCGCAGGUACCACCUGGUGAAGCUGUUGGAGAAGUUUGGCAAUGUAAAACAGUUUGACUUCCUGUUUCAUAAGUCUGGACCUUUAGAGGGACAACCCCGGGGCUACUGCUUCGUAAACUUCAGCACCAGAGAGGCAAGUGCGGGGCUAAGUUCAUGGCCGUCUAGAUUUUAUUUUAAAGCUUCCCUGGGGAGCUUUAGGUUUGUGUCAAUUUAAGCAGCUUCUUUCUAACAAAAAAAAAUCUCAUCCUGCUUAGGGAUGUACAGAUCUGAUAUUUGGAUCGGAUAUUGGCUCUGAUAUUGACAAAAUAACUGGAUCAGAUAUCUGAUAAAUGACACCGAUCAAGUGUUCCUAGCCAGUCUUUUUUUUCUUCUUUUAAUUAAUUUUUCUUUUAAUACAUGGAAGUCUUACUUCUUUUUGCUGUGAGCUAAUGUGAAACUUGUGAUUUGUUAAAAAAAAUAUAUAUUAAUUAUUAUUAUUAUUAAUUUUUUACCUUUUUUUUUUAACAAGACUAAUGUUAAGCCUGAUGCCUUCACUCACAGGGCGAGGUGUACAGUUCAUUCAUUCAACGGUAGUAUUGGAUCGGUAUCAGAUAUCGGCUGAUAUGCUCAGCCCAGGUAUCGGUAUCGGAUUGGAUCGGAAAAAAAAUGGAUCAGUGCAUCUCUAAUCCUACUUUAUUGUAACGGUUGUGGGGUGACACUUACCCCCUCACAGCACUUUGAUUUUUCAUUUGAUUUUUAUUUUUUGCACACUUUAAAAGAGUACAACAUAAAACAUGAUAGGUAAUAAUGAAACAGAGGCAAAAAAGCCACGAUGGGCAUAUUUAGAGCCUCCACCUUAUCAUAGCCUAAUAUUAUUAUUACAAUUUAAUGUACAAAAGCACAAGAUAACAUGAAAAAAAUAAUAAAAAUAAUAGUGACUGACAACAAUAAUGUGUUAAAAAACAGAAAAUAUAAGACAUUAAAGGUUACAAUGUUAACGCUCUUUUUCUAUCGUCUUAGAGUAGUAACGGCCGCACGUGUCUUCCUAAAAAUGGACAAUAUUCCUAAAAAAGCCACUUUCAAGGAGCCGCUCAGCCUCACAGGUUCAGUUUGUUUAUUUUGGAGUGUGCCUGAGGGGAUCGUGAUAAACAUCUAGUUUCACAGCUAGUGUCCAUCAGUGGGAUAUGAAGCCCUCCCAGAAGGAUUAUACAGAGGAAGUGUGUGUUUAUCCUCCAAUUUUACACACACAGAGACACUGACACACAUGCGUACACACACACACUCACGCACGCACACACACACACAGAAAGAGUACUUCAUUAAUAUCAUUUAGCAUCAAAGCCACUUACUCAUUUGAUUAGACAAAACCGCAUUUUCUUUCCUCUCCCUCUCAAACACAGAGACACAUACUUGCACACACAUUUCAUGGUCGAUCUGGAAGCAGGGAGGCAUGUCAUCAUCCGUCAUUGUUUUCGCCAUCUUUCUGUCGCGAAGACUAAUUACUUAAUGACCGGGAGGCAAUCACGAAGGCAGAUUUUUAAUCAUAGUUGUAAAAAAACGUUUCCUCUUUUCUCCUGUGUGUGUGUUUGUGUGUGACAGGAAGCAGAAAGAGCCAUCCAGUGUUUGAAUGGGAAGCUAGCUUUGUCCAAGAAGCUGGUUGUGCGUUGGGCACACGCACAGGUGAGGGUAAGUGUCAAUCUCGGUUUCAUUUGAUAAAACAAAAAAAUCUGAAACAUCCUGAUGGCUACUGCAGGAGUCCGUUUACAGAGAGCAGUGAAAUCCCAGCGAAACCUACGCUUGUCUCUUAACAAUAGACAGCCUGCUGGCAUUGGGUGAAAGGAUAUCCUGUAUAGAGACGAAUCACACCCAACACACACACACAAACACACACAUACGCUCACAUACAUAGUAGAGCCAGGUCAAGGUCAAUGCUGCCGCCUCUAUGACCACACACUGUAGGAUAAAUCUGCCCACAGAUUCCAUCAAACUUGGCUCAAUGCACCACUCCAACCAAAUACAGCUUUUGCUACUGAUGCCAUUAUAUAUCAGAAUUUUAUCGGCUGGUUGAGUUCAAACUCCUCUGUCUGUCAGUCAGCUGAGACCUUGUGCCGUCAGGUCACUUUAGGUGUCUGUCAACAUCUUCUAACUAUCAGUUUGUUUCUACCAUUUAUCGUUUUUCAAAGUCGAUACUGCGCUGUGAUGGUUUGAUAUUUAUUUGUGCUGCAUCAGUGAGCUACAACAGUUUAUUUGCAUACAGAGAGGAAAAAGUUUGUACCUUUUUUUUUACAGAUAGAGUGUAAGUGACUCAUAAGGUGAUGAUUUAACAUAUUUAUUACGGGUGGGAAUCAUCAGUGGCCCCACGAUACGAAACUAUCACAAUAAUUGGUCCAAGAUACGAUAUUAUUGCAAUUUUUACAAUUUUCAAUUCAGUGAGUAUUGCGUUACAAUAUAUUACGAUCUAUUUUCAACUUUUUUUGGUAAUUUUUUUGCUAACCUUACUGGAAAAACAGUUGAUUUUUUUCUAUUAUCAUAGAUUUAACUGCAUAUUAACAAUUAAUUUGAAAAAAAUCAAUACUUAGUGAAUGAGACGAUACGAUGUAAUAUAUCACCAGACAAAAUAUUGUGAUUCUAUGCUGUAUUGAUUUUUUUCCCCCCACCCCUAAUAUUUUUUCUAACAUAUACCCACAUCAUAAAGGUGAUAAGUAGGUCUGCUGAUCUGAAAGAUAUUUUUACCAUAAAGCAGAUUGAACUUCACGUCAUUUUCAGGGGAUCUUCCUCCAUGGUCAAGUUCACCUGACUUUUGUCUCAAUGUGUGUUUUUGUCAUGUUUGUCAUAUAGGGUACACACUGAUUUACGUGUAAGGUGGAGGAACUCAUGUGUAUGCACACGUGUAACAGUGGUAAAUAAUGUGGCUUUCUGCUGGCAGAGUGAAAAGCUGAGAUUAUCUCUGUAUUGCAUACACUUCCACCAACAUGGGAUUUUAGGUCUGACUUUCACCAGUUAAUCUAACUUACUCAGUACAAACAGACAUGUCUGCAGAGCUUUAUAACCUCACUUCUGUACCAGUGCUCUGAUAGGGACAAGUUUCAACAGCUGACUGGUAAUUGCAAUCACUGCAAUACAUAAAAUCAAAAACUACAUCUUGAAGCCCUGCCUUCCCAACACCAUGAUGACUAGGACUUAAUGGACAGACGUUGUGUAAAUCAGUGUGUACCAUACGACAAUCAAUGCAAUUGAAAUCUCCUUGUAGUAACCAGCAGCUCUAUUCCUACUGCCAGUUCAAGACAUAAUAUUUUCUCCCUGACUGUUUCCAUGACUGUCAUAAAGGUAUGGAGGUUGUCUCCUCACUGUUAGAGGUGUUACAGGGCCGUACUGAAACCAAGCAGCCAGGGUGGAACAGCUCUAUUUGUGUGUGUUAGGGCUGGAUGAUAUUGCCUCAAUCAAUAUCACGAUAUAUUGAGCAGUUCACCUCGAUAGCCAUAAAUGGACGAUAACUACUCCACAAGCUGCUCACCCACUCCCACAUUAACUUUGUCUACUUCAGCUGCCGCUCCAGCUGCUACAACUUUUGAACCAUCCUCCAUCCCCUCACCUGUCUGUCCCUCUUUGUUACGGACUGGAUGGGGUGGAGUCACGGCUCCGAUGUAGGACAGCGUCUUAAAGGGACAUGAGACCAUAGCCUACCCACACACCCAAAACCAACUUUUAUUUAUGUAUUUAUUCGACACCGAAUAUACUGAUAUGGGCAAAAUGACGUCGAUUAUUGUCGUAAAUUUCGGUAUCUGUAAAUUUUUGGUUUAUCGCCCAGCUCUAGCAUGUUCACCUCUACUGGACUAUUAUUGAGCUGUUCUGGGAUCAGUAUAAAAGUCCAAAGGCUCAAAAUAUGAACCAAGGCUUGUUUUGUGUUAACCAACGGUGAGAUUUCUUUCCGUAAAAUGUUUAAUUCUGUCAGUGUACAAACAUGGGCCAUAAGACAAUAAUAAUAAUCAUAGCACAUCUGUGAAUAACAACACAUCCCCAGUGCAUCCUUGUAAUCUCUGUGCACUUUUCGGGGUCAUUAAUGGAUUUAAGAGUUAUGUUUCCUCUUUAUUAAAGUGUGUGCUCAGUCGUUUCAACCUACCAAAGCUGGCAAUGUGAUUCAGUUGUCUUUCCAGGGACAGAUUUACACAAUACACAACACAAGACACGUCCAGCCUGUGCUUAAUAUCAUCAUCUUCUCGUGUUUUUCUUACUCAAUUUGAAGCCACUUGGCCAGCUCUGUUCCAGUUGAGUGUAAUAUAUUUUAAGCGUGUCCGUCCUCACUGGUUUCAACCCAUAAGUGACACGCUGGGAUGACUGAGUCAGAGACAGUUGGCGUACAAGUUUCUGUCUCGCUUCCAACCUGACAUCUUGACUGUAUUACUUCGCUUUGAAGGAGAGGAAGUCAAGUUGAUGAACGUUUAUUGAAAUGUUUCCCCUGAACUCUUCACAAACAUCCAAAAGUUUCCAAAUAACAGCUAAGCAAUUGUGUCCUUAUUCAUUAUUCUAAUACACCGUGUUUAUCGUCGCACUGGUUGUCUGCAGCCGGAUAUUUUGCUUGAUUUGUUCAAGUUGUGCAAAUUAUCACAGCCCUUCUGUUCAAAAAAACACUCAUGGUGCAUCUGUAAUUUUGGCUCAAAUCCUCUAUAUUAUGACACAUUUAGCAGAUAUCUCUAUCCAAACUGAGCUUUCGACUGUGCCAAACAUUUGAGCAUGACUUUCACUGUUUAUAGAUUCAGAAUAGUCUGAUUGGCUCCGUCUUGAUCUAUAUGCAUUCCACUGACAUGCCUUUAGAAAUAGGUGGAAGGGAAGGGUCCUGGCCAGUGGAACGGUCAUUGUUUUAGUCCUAUUCUCAGCUAUACAUGUUAUUUAUUUCUUGGCACAGUAUACGAGACCAUGUGUGUUCUUCUGCACAUUUAUGUAACUUCUAACCAACUUGAUCCAUUGCCACUCACACCCCCCGAUUUCCUCGCGUCACAUUCCCACAAACAGCUGCUGCAGCUGCAACCGAACGCCGGAGUGUCGUGUGCUGUUCAUGUACCCUGUGUGACCUUUGUUUUUGUUUGUCUUUUUCUUUCUUUCUUCACAGGUUUCGAGAGUUCAGGGUUGGCUGGUGGAGAUGUUUGGAAGGUGGUUUGUGAAAGGAAUGAGUGCAGACAUGGUUGUUGCUCCUCAGCUGCUUCCUCAGGAUGCCUUAGGGGGCUCUAGUGUGGGCUGGGUGUACAGCCCUGCUCGGUUACUCUCUGUUUGAAUAGACAAACAGAAUCAAUCCCUGAGUGUGAUAGUGUAGGAUGCUUUUGAAGGAUGCUGGGUCUGGCUCUCUAAAAAACUAAUUUUGAUUUUUGUUGAAAGUCUAAUGGUUCCCAGAAGUCUGACGUGAUUUAUACCCUUACUCUCUUUCCUCUCCUCCUUGGCUCUCCUUCAACCUUGUCUAUGCCUCGAUUGUCAUGUUUCUACCUGUUUUUUACUCCAUUGUCUCUCUCUCCAUCUGUGUUCCCAUCAUGGUUUGUUUGUUUGUAUCAUUUUGUUUUGGCCAUGCAUCUUCAUCAGAGGUUUGAAGGUUUCCGUAACGAGAAGACGAUGCCUCCCAGCCUUGAACCAUCAUGCAGCGGGGCGGCCGAGGAAGGAGCCGUGACCGCAAACCACCUCAGGUGGGUAACAAGCACACACAAAGAAACAACUUCAGAUUUUUUUAAAACAAUUUUCUGCUCUCUCAGAGAUUAUUCACAACAGGCUCACCAGAUCUCUUGUCUUUCUCCCUAUUUUGCCUUUUUGUCCACACUUGGUCAAUAUUUUUCACACCCAAAAAGAACGGGUUUAGUAGACACAGUAAGUCUGAAAUGAUUAGCCCCACAUUUUGGAGUGAACAGCGAUCAUGUAAUCCUGCCCGUCCCUCGAUCACUUUCACUUUCUAAAUGAUGUCUGAAUUAUUUAACCAAGCUGCUAGUGUUAAAUUGAAACAUGGGUGUACGCAUCCUCUUCCACCUAACACCCUCUGCACUGUUAUCCCACUGCCUGUACUUUUUUGUUUGUGACCGGUUAACCACCAUCAACCCCUAAACUUAAGUUCUGUGCUGCCUAAUUAAAGUCGGAAUAACAUUAAAAUAUCUUGAUGAUAUUAAAAUGUAACAUUUCUGUCACACCGUCAACAGGAAGCAGUGCAGUCAUACACUGUGCACCAGAUGUGCCAGAACUCCAAACUGCAUAUUGAUUUGGUUUGUGUGAUGACUGUGACUAGUCUGUCCCAAGCGUGAUUCUGCUAUUCAGAAUUAAUAACCAUUAUCAAGAGGGUCUGACCAAUCAGGAUCAAGUAUUUAACUAAGCCAAGUGAUAAAUAAGAAAGCAGUGUAGCAGACAAAACUAUCCCAUGUGUUGGAUCCAUAGACUGUAUAUAAAAUGGACGUCUGCCCUGUGAGAACAGCACCCUCUGGUGACCGGCUGCAGUAUAGGUCAUAAAUCCUGCCUCCUCCAGCAAAUUUAAUUACACAGAACAUAAAAUUUUCUUCCCCCUGGUUGAGAUGUUGACAUGUAGUUACUAUGAGACUGGUUUGUGCUCAAGUCCUCUUUUUUUUCUGUGAAGCUCCAUUUUUAAAAGUUAUCAGGGGGUUCAGUUUUUCUAUGAUUGACACUUGAUACAGCCUGUGGGCGUACGAAGAUUGCGUAGCUCAUGUGAGGGAUAUGCUGUUUGAGCUGAGCGUCAUCACAGCAACUCUCGUGCUGAAUGCACACAAUGCUACCACGCAAAUGGUGGUUCUAGGAAGUGGAGAAAAUCCCGGAAAUACCGAGAGCAAUAUUACUUCAAAUUUGUCUAACGACGGAAGGCGGAGUCAAGUUGUCCGUAGCAUAUACAGUCAAUGUUUGGAUCAGUUUGGGUUACACUUAAAGUGCCUUGAAGAAUUAUCCAGCGAGCUCCAGCUUUACUCCAAAGUUUUUUAAAGAUGGUCUGCAGUCUCGUGGCUUUCACUGUAAAGUUAACCUGAGAAAAACACAUCAAGGAAACCUGAGCUGAAUUGAAAAAGUUGUAAGUGUAUUUUAGAGUACCGCUAUCCUGAUCCACAGUCACAUACAAACACUCUGUCUGUGCAUUAGCUGAAUAGAGCUAUUAUGUAAAUAGCCUUUUGUGCUCAGCUCUUACAUGGAUUGGACAGUCCUCUGUGUAAAGCAAUUUAUCUGCUUUCAGGAUUCCUCCCAGAGAAUUCUCCGCACUUUGGCUCUUGUGCAAACUACGGAUUCACUCUCUCCACAUAACAGAGGAGAGGAAAUAUAAACACCCCCCCACUCCACCCCGCCCUGCUUUUUCCUCUUUAGGCUCCCUCUCUUCUUACACACUCACUCUUUCCCUCACUCACCUGCUCUUCUACUACUUCCCCUGCAUGCUUCUUCAAAUCCUGUUUUACCAUUUAAAUACAUUUCCUUCCUAUUUUUUUAUGCAGCACAACAGGUAAUCUCUCUUUUUCCCCUUGUGUCUGCACCCUCCUGUUACUUGAAGUGCUACCACCGCUUUACUUUCUCACUCAGCCUGCACCAAAAUCUGUCCAUCACACUCUCAGCACCAACACUAGUAUUUCCCCCUCAACCUGGCCACUAACGUUUCUUUUUUUUUAUUUUUUAUUGUUCUCCUGCAGUACGAGUGCUAAGAUCCGCGCCAUCGAAGCCAAGCUGCAGAUGAUGGAGGAGAAUCCAGACGAUGACUACUCAGGCCCGUCGGCGUACAUUUACAACAAACCGCCGGAGAGGAAGCGCUGGGAGCCGUACUCCAAAUCCCACCACAAUAACCAGAGCAGACCCUUCCGCAAGUUUAGGAGAUGA
This is a messenger RNA of Xyrichtys novacula (pearly razorfish), 18545 nucleotides long. Lineage: Eukaryota; Metazoa; Chordata; Actinopteri; Labriformes; Labridae. The record is from the annotation of a GenBank genome assembly.